Fulvia fulva is the source of this 450-nucleotide messenger RNA. RefSeq names its product Putative redox protein fmp46, mitochondrial. Bases 1 to 450 code for a protein of 149 amino acids. Gene Ontology annotation, cellular component: mitochondrion. Lineage: Eukaryota; Fungi; Ascomycota; Dothideomycetes; Mycosphaerellales; Mycosphaerellaceae. The transcript is spliced from 3 exons. The record is from RefSeq and is a predicted model, not a curated record. Gene Ontology annotation, molecular function: oxidoreductase activity.
AUGAGCUUCUUCAAGAACCUGUUCAAGGAGGCUGGCGUCAAAGACGUCGUCACCCUCUUCCACGCGCCAAAAGUACCUGCGUCUUCCAGGGUGUAUACCCUCCUGAAGCAGGCGAAUGCGACUGCUGUAGCAAACGCGACCGAGGACCAAGCGAGCGACCAUAGCACGCAGUCGAAGUUGGAAAGGACUGAGUUUGAGCUUGACAUCCAGGAAGGUGCGCCAACUAGCGACCAGCUGAGCAGCAUCUUGGAGUACCUCGGCCCCUCGAAGGCAGGCAGUGUCAUCGAAGGUGCGACCGGCACGACCGAUGCCUUGCGGAAGUUCAAGCAGAAUGAAGGCUCGUUUCAGCGGCCGGUGACUGUGGACUGGAACAAUGGUCGAGCUGUGGUGGGAGAAGAUCAGAGCGAGAUCAUGAAGCUUGUACGCUCGAUACCGAAGGAGAAGGCUUAG